AAAUAUUCGGGCACGGAAAAGACGAAAACACAAGCAAGCAAGCGCGUCCGUGUCCCCUCUCCGAUCAAAUCCACAUCGGAGCAACCACCGAAAGCCACGCGAUUCCUACCCGUCCGGCCGCCGCCAUCAACGCCGCCGGUGGGAGGUGCCUGUCGACGCCGACGCUGGUGGCGCCCCGGCCCUGCUUGGGUCCGGAGCGCCCUUCCCUCCCUCCUCGUGCGUCUGUUUUCCACGGCGGUUGGGUCACGUCAAAAGUCUAAUCUUUUAUCUGCCUCCCGUCGCUCUGACGCCGCCUUUUCUUGACUAAUCGGCGGCGGAAUUAGCCGACUGGGGUUGGGCUGCCUUGUCUUCUUCCUUCCGAUCGGUACUGGCCCGGUGGUUGAUACCUUCUAUUCUCUUCCCUUGUUUGCUGCUCGAAAGGGCGCAUUCCCCCCUUGGUUCUUGGUUUGUUGAAGGUUGUCACCUUCCUCUUGUUGGCGUUGAUUUUUUUCUCCGGUGAGCGCGUCGUCAACUCGACGACUCAGUGCUCGGCUGGUGGAGAGAUUUGACUUAUUGGCGAGUCGGCAUUGGUCGCCAUGGGCGGCGUGUGCUCGGCGGGGAUCGCCGGGGACAAGUCGCCGACGGAGCUCUCGUUCCGGGCAAUGGGGUUCGUGGUGGAGCAGGAGUUCAGGGCCUUCUCGGCUUCCGGUAAGAACAGGACGGCGCCCGUCGAGGAGGCGGCAGAGCCUGAGCUGGUGAGCGAUCAGUGGUCUCGUCUCUCUGAGAAGGGUUCGCCGCCGCCGUCCACGGGCAACAAGGCUCGUCACUCCUCGAAGGAGCCGCCGCAUUUGAUGCGUGCCGAGUCGGGGAAGUCUAAGGCCGGAAAACCCAGGAGAAGCACCUCCAGCAAGGCUGGUCCGAGCAAGGUUUCAGAUAUAGGCUUAGCACUAGGUAGAAAGAGUACCUCUGGACUUGGGAAAGCAGUGGAGGUUCUCGAUAAUCUGAGUAGCAGCAUGUCAAGUUUGAGCCCUGGCGGGGGGUUCGUGUCAGCACCAACAACAAAGGGGAACAAAAUCUCAAUCCUUGCAUUUGAGGUUGCAAACACAAUAGUGAAGGGCAUGAGCCUCAUGCAGUCUUUGUCAAAAGAAAGCUUGAAGUAUUUGAAAGACACUGUCCUUCUAUCAGAAGGUGUACAACGUUUAGUUUCAAGCGACAUGGAUGAUCUGAUGAGGAUCGCUGCAGCUGACAAGAGGCAAGAGCUGAGAGUAUUUUCACGAGAAGUCAUAAGAUUUGGGAAUCGUUGCAAAGAUCCUCAGUGGCACAACCUAGAUCGUUAUUUCUCCAAGCUAGAGUCAGAAAUUACACCCCAACCAGAAUUAAAAGAAAUGGCAAAAGCAGAUAUGCAGCGACUGAUGACCCUUGUUCGAUACACUGGUGAUCUCUACCAUGAAUUACAUGCCUUGGAUAGGUUUGAGCAAGAUUAUCGCCGUAAAUUGGAGGAAGAGAAAAGAUCAGUUACAUUUGAAAGAGGGGACACUGUUCAGAUUAUCAGACAAGAACUGAAGAGCCAGAGGAAGCAUGUACAUAGUUUGAAGAAAAAGUCUCUUUGGUCUAAGAUUCUUGACGAUGUCAUGGAGAAGCUUGUAGAUAUUGUCCACUUCUUACAUGUUGAGAUUCAAGAUACUUUUGGGCAUUGUGAUGGCGAGUCAAAUGAAUCCCAAGAGAGCCGUCAAACGUUAGGCUCUGCUGGCCUCUCUCUUCACUAUGCUAAUAUCAUUUCUCAGAUUGACAACAUUGUUUCCCGAAGCUCUGUCCCCCCUCAAAGUACAAGAGAUGCACUCUAUCAAGCUCUGCCUCCAAAUGUCAAGUCAGCUCUUCGAACAAGAUUGCUAACUUCCUCAGAAUCUGAAGAGGUUCCAAUCACUCAAAUCAGAUGUUCAAUGGAGAAGACGUUGCAGUGGAUUGUCCCAAUUGCUAAUAGUACGGCUAGGGCACACCAUGGAUUCGGAUGGGUUGGUGAGUGGGCAAACACGGGGAACGAUCUGUCACGAAAACAGCCUGGCCAGCCCGACGUACUGAAGAUCGAGACCCUCUUUCACGCAGACAAGGCGAAGACAGACGCAUGCAUUCUGGACCUGGUGGUGUGGCUGCACCAUCUCAUCAGCUACAGCAGGCCAAACAAGGGAGGCAGGUCACCGAGCCGAUCCCCCGUCCGUUCCCCAGCGCAGUCGAGCCACGCGGCCCCACGAUCGCCUGUCUCAGCCGCAGCGUCCAGGGGGGCUGCUGGUCUCACCCGAGAAGACCGCGAGAUGCUGCUGGACGUGUACACACGGCGACGCAACCCCGGGAAGAGCAAGAGCCAGGAGCUGUCGACGGCAGCACGCGGAGGUGGCAGGUCUGCGCUGAGCAGGAACGACAGGCUGAGCAAGAGCAGCAGCAGCCACUGCCCGUCGCGGGAGCAAGGCGGCAGGGUGUUCCCCCUGACGCCGAGCAGGUCGCCCGCCGUGUCGCCGGUUGUUCACUUCGACAUCGACCGGAUCAAGGCGCUGGACGUGGACGCGAUGGACAAAACCGAUGUUCAGAAGCAGCCGUGAGAAUGUGAGAUGUUCGGACACCUACUCUGGUCACUGUGAGUUUUUUUGGUUCAACGCAGUGAAAAUAAACUGAGCAUCGUGGAGGAUUCAGAGCACCGUGGAAGAUUCAGAGGUUCAGGUGUUCUCGCGGCGGCGCAGGCAGCUCAAGGUGGUGUAAUGUAAGCAUGGCGAUGGGAUUGGAUGUCCGUGUAGUGGAAGGUGUGAGUGGCCUGUCAGUGUGAACUGUGGUGGAAGAGGAUGGAGAGGUUAGGCCAAGUUUAGGUAUAUUGGAAACCGUGAUCUCGUGAGUGAUCGUGUUGAUUAGUAGUAGGAGAUUGUAGCAUACAUAACGCCUGCAGAAAUUCUGCAAGCACAUACAUAGGCAGGUUAUUAUCUUCUUUUUCUUUUUCACUAUUGGCCGUCAAUCUGUUGUGUGGUCAGUUUGUGUACAUGAACCGUGCCAAUCGUGCAGAAUUCUCGUGUGUGUAACCUGUAAGUUGCAACUGUAUAUACGUACACCCGCGAAUUGUGGAAUAUUGAGAGUGCAGUAGGCA
Messenger RNA from Setaria italica (foxtail millet), 3106 nucleotides. RefSeq lists its product as uncharacterized. The record is from RefSeq and is a predicted model, not a curated record. NCBI's taxonomy places the organism in Eukaryota, Viridiplantae, Streptophyta, Magnoliopsida, Poales, Poaceae. The transcript has 13 exons. Gene Ontology annotation, biological process: positive regulation of growth. Bases 576 to 2573 code for a protein of 665 amino acids.